Molecule: messenger RNA, 1635 nt
Organism: Neomonachus schauinslandi (Hawaiian monk seal)
Lineage: Eukaryota; Metazoa; Chordata; Mammalia; Carnivora; Phocidae
Gene: MARCHF1
Product: membrane associated ring-CH-type finger 1
Exons: 7
Coding region: 1-1635 (544 amino acids)
Biological process (GO): antigen processing and presentation of peptide antigen via MHC class II; immune response; protein polyubiquitination
Cellular component (GO): early endosome membrane; cytoplasm; lysosome
Molecular function (GO): zinc ion binding; MHC protein binding; ubiquitin protein ligase activity
Source: RefSeq, a predicted model, not a curated record
AUGCUGGGCUGGUGUGAAGCGAUAGCCCGUAACCCUCACAGAAUCCCAAACAACACGCGAACACCUGAGAUCUCAGGGGAUUUGGCUGAUGCCUCACAAACGUCCACAUUGAAUGACAAAUCCCCCGGGCGAUCGGCAAGUCGAUCAAGUAAUAUUUCAAAAGCAAGCAGUCCAACAACAGGGACAGCUCCCAGGAGCCAGUCAAGAUUGUCUGUCUGUCCAUCUACUCAGGACAUCUGCAGAUCUGCCAUCUUGCAUGACAUGUCAGAAGAUGCAUUUGAGCAAUGCACCCCUGUCAUGGUGCUGAGCCCUGCUAGGAAAGAGUCUGGUAAGAAAUCAGUAAAACAGAGGCCUAGGAGGAGGAGGAGGGCCUCUGAGAGAUAUGAGCCUGCAGAAGAACAAAUAAAAGGGAGAAGAAAUGAUUUUCACCUCCAAAUCACAAGCCCCAGAUGGAGCGAGCUUUAUGCAGACUCUUCAGAUUCAUCUUCCACAGAUGAGAUUCACUGGAUUCAGGCAAAGAGAAGAGCCCAAGUUAAAUUCCGACUGUCACGAAGAAGAAGGAGAAAUGGCAAUAAGCCAUGUGGAAACGUGGAUGGGCCUUUUGCUCCUCAUGGAAUGGAUCUGGUAGAUGUGGAAUCCAAAGGGAAAGAGCAACAAGAGCUGACUGAAUGUACAAGUUGCUCUUUAAAUCUCUGCAGAGGAAAGGGCACAAGGUGCCAAGAAUGCAGUCUUUCCCUGCCACAAGGAUCCUUUGAGAUUAAGAGAUCCUCAAGGGAGCACGAGGAGAGCAAAGGCAGGUACCACCACAGGGAUCUGCAGCUCUUGCAUCGUCUUGGGCAAUAUGAAACCAUCCAGAAAAGACUUUCAGAAGCCGAUUGCAGCACUGAUAUAUUGGCAGUAGCCGAAGGUGGCAAGUAUGUGGACGCUGCCGCGUUCCAGGUGAAUAACUCUGUGCAGAAGCCUCCUGCCACCUACCAUGACGGGUCUGAUAAUUUAAAAAUAUGCAGGAUCUGUCACUGUGAAGGGGAUGAAGAGAGCCCCCUCAUCACACCCUGUCGCUGCACGGGCACCCUGCGCUUUGUCCACCAGUCCUGCCUCCACCAGUGGAUCAAGAGCUCAGAUACGCGCUGCUGUGAGCUCUGCAAGUAUGACUUCAUAAUGGAGACUAAGCUCAAACCCCUCCGGAAGUGGGAGAAACUACAGAUGACCACGAGCGAAAGGAGGAAAAUAUUCUGCUCUGUCACAUUCCACGUAAUCGCCAUCACCUGUGUGGUUUGGUCUUUGUAUGUAUUAAUAGAUCGGACAGCGGAGGAAAUCAAGCAAGGCAACGAUAAUGGUGUCCUUGAAUGGCCAUUUUGGACAAAACUGGUUGUGGUGGCCAUUGGCUUCACGGGAGGUCUUGUCUUCAUGUACGUACAGUGUAAAGUCUACGUUCAGUUAUGGCGCAGGCUGAAGGCCUACAACCGUGUGAUCUUUGUGCAAAAUUGCCCAGACACUGCCAAAAAGCAGGAGAAGAACUUCUCAUGUAAUGUAAACACGGACAUCAAGGAUGCCGUGGUAGUGCCUGUAUCACAAACGGGUACCAAUUCCCUGCCAGCUGCAGACGGCGGCCCCCCUGAGGUUAUACCAGUGUGA